ACAAAAAUAUGAAAAACAAGCAAAAGCGGACACAGCACAAGUGAAUAUAUAAACCCUUAGAGCAUCCAAAUCGAUGGUUUAGUUGUUCAAUAGCAAAGACCUUAACAUGGUGAAAUUAAUAUUUUGUUUGCUUGGCUUUUUCGUAGCAGUUGCACUUGGUGGCAGCAGCAAUUUCGAUGAGAGUAAGGGCUGGUUUGUGCCUCAAGCGGAUGGCAGCUUCUCGUGGAUCUCGCAAUCCGAACACAAAGAGCGUAUAGUAGUCGCCGAACGCGCUUCUGUCACCGUGAAGUUUUACCUUUACCACCGUUCGAAUCGUGGCGGCCGGGAAGUACGACUCAAUGAUGCAUCCUCCCUCUCUGCUGCCGGUUUCAAUAGAAAUUGGCCGACUCGCAUUACCAUUCACGGCUGGAAUAGCAAUCUGAAUGCCGGUGUUAAUGUUCAUGUACGAAAUGCGCUUUUGGACACCGGUGAUUACAAUGUAUUCGCUGUCGAUUGGAGUGUUGACGCGCAGACGGUCAAUUAUGCCAGCGCACGCUAUAAGGUUUCCAGUGUUGGUGCUGUGGUCGCUAAUUUCGUCGACUUCCUCAAUGGUCAUGGUAUGUCUUUCAAUUCACUCGGCUUGGUCGGUCACAGUCUGGGCGCACAUGUUGCCGGUUUCACUGGCAAGAAGGUGAGUCGGGGUAGAGUGCACACCAUUGAAGGUCUUGAUCCUGCAUUGCCUCUAUUCAACUACGAUGAAUGCUCGUCGCGCCUUUGCAGCAGUGACGCUGAUUAUGUUGAGUCCAUUCAAACUGAUGGCGGUCAAUUGGGCUUUUUGCGUCCCAUCGGUAAGGCGGCCUUCUAUCCGAAUGGCGGUAAGAGUCAACCGGGUUGCGGCGUCGAUUUAACUGGCGGUUGUGCUCACGAACGUGCUGUGCUUUACUAUGCUGAGGCUAUACGCCAGAACAAUUUCCCAACUAUGAAAUGUGGCAAUUACGAAGCGGCUGUGGACAAGAGUUGUGGUUCCACCUAUAGUUCAAUACGUAUGGGUUCAAAGUCGAACUACGGCAUAAGUGGUACGUACUAUGUGCCGGUCAAGAGCUCCGCACCAUACGGUUAUGGAUCAUAAAAAACGUGUUUAUGGAUAAUAAAAUGCAAUGACUUAAUAAAAUUAA
Messenger RNA from Zeugodacus cucurbitae (melon fly), 1154 nucleotides. Its product is annotated as phospholipase A1 VesT1.02. The record is from RefSeq and is a predicted model, not a curated record. NCBI's taxonomy places the organism in Eukaryota, Metazoa, Arthropoda, Insecta, Diptera, Tephritidae. The transcript is spliced from 2 exons. Gene Ontology annotation, molecular function: lipase activity. The coding region runs from base 107 to 1108 and encodes 333 amino acids. Gene Ontology annotation, biological process: lipid metabolic process.